AUCCACCCCCGUCCACCCAACCAGCCCUGUGAUAUCUACUGGCACUAUGACACCUUCUUUGACCAAACGGGCAUCACUUCCGGUCAAGUGAACAGAUUCCCUGAGGCCAGCCCAAGUUGUUCUCAGAGAAAGAGGCGGAGGGGAAGACCAAAGGUCCAGCCGUGGAGCAGGACGUGGCGGGAGAUGAGAAGUCCAGCCUGAUCCAACUGUUGCCCAAGCGGUAUGGGGAUCGGCUACAGCCCUACAGGACGCUGGAGCGUGUGGCAGAGAUCUACAACGCCUCUCUGUCCGAGAAAGGGGCCACAAGGAUGGGGCAGACGGCCUUCAACGACUUCGCCAGGAAAUGUGAGCUGAACAAGGCCAUGAGUGAGUCGGAGCUGGAGAAAUUGUACCGGUCAACAGAACAGGCCAACAGCCACCUCAACCCACAGGGGACGUCUGGCCUGUGCUUCUUCGCCUUCGUCUCGGCGUGUUCCAAGAUGGCGGCGGCCGCCUAUCCCAGCGUGCCCCUGGCCGCUCAGAUGUCCACCCUGGCACAGAACUGUGAGCGUCUGCUAGGCCUGCCGGGACUCAAACCCGGGUCCUACACCAACAGCUCAUCUGUGCCCGAGCGUUAGCUCACGGAGAAAUCAUUCAUUCAUGUUAACUCGACCGUUGAUAUUCUCUGGAGGCAGUUGGUUGCUCACGUCUGUUCAUAAUCAUAAUGUACACCAUCUUGUUCUUACCUACGGCUAGCUGUUCGGAUGUUUAUGAACUAAGCCAGGAUUAGGUUAGGGGGUGGGAGGUGGGGUGGGGGUCUUUUUCUUUUCUUUUCAUUUCUUUUUUUCUGUUUUUAAAAAUAGUGUUUUAGUCUGUGGUACUAGUUGCAUGUUUUCGAGAAAUAUCUUGUUGUAAUGCUGAAUUCUAAUUGAAGAAAAACGAACAAACAAAAAAUAUAAAAAAUCAAGAGCAGAUAGACCUACAUGAUGAAGUAUAAAGUAAUUCUCUAAUAGUUAAAACUGUGAAUGAAACAGUUUUUCCUUCUCUCCUAAAUUUUUUAAUUUCUUGGCUUAGAACAUCUGAACAGCUUGCUGAGGUAAUGUUUAUAACUAAAAAAUAA
Messenger RNA from Aplysia californica (California sea hare), 1099 nucleotides. RefSeq names its product tubulin polyglutamylase TTLL11. Gene Ontology annotation, biological process: microtubule cytoskeleton organization; protein polyglutamylation. The record is from RefSeq and is a predicted model, not a curated record. NCBI's taxonomy places the organism in Eukaryota, Metazoa, Mollusca, Gastropoda, Aplysiida, Aplysiidae. Gene Ontology annotation, cellular component: cilium. Gene Ontology annotation, molecular function: tubulin-glutamic acid ligase activity; tubulin binding.